Messenger RNA from Uloborus diversus, 1874 nucleotides. RefSeq lists its product as uncharacterized. Bases 297 to 1874 code for a protein of 525 amino acids. Lineage: Eukaryota; Metazoa; Arthropoda; Arachnida; Araneae; Uloboridae. The record is from RefSeq and is a predicted model, not a curated record. The transcript has 5 exons.
AAAAAUAUUUGAACGACUUGGCCAUCAAACUGUUAUGUUAUUUAGUUUAUUUGGACAGUUAUCUUUAUAAAAGUGAUGGACAUUCUAGAAUCGAUAGAUUGUUAUUCAUAUUUAAAUUACUCCCUGAUACUUCCAUCAUAUAUGACUCUUUGCUUCUCAUUAAUAACUUAAAUGAUAAAGAAAGAGAAUUCUUUGGCUUGAUCCUACGCUAUGUGUUAUGCAGAGAGAGACUGCCUUCAAUUUCAGAGCCAGUUGUAUACAUCAAAGUCCUUUUAUUGUUCAGAAGAUUAAAGCAAAUGAUUCAGAAGAAUCGAAGAGAAGCUGUGGUUUUCAUUGCAUCUGCGGUCACUCAACCACCUGACAUAACUUCAUGGUUAAUUUCUCUGUGUUUGGAAGAUGUCGAUAAUAUAAAAGAUUCCAACGUCGUUGAGCUUCUUUUCAACAAAAAUUUCAGUAGAAAUAACUUGCAGAUAUUACGAAAAGCUGUAUUAAGUGAAGAACAUUUAGCUUGGAUGGAAAAAUUACAAAAUAUUAAAACAAAUCUGUUGAGUUCAUCUAUCACUAACAUUCAAACUGCAAAAGGCAGGAAAAUUUCUAAGAGCAAAGGUCAAAAUAAGAGAAGUGAAAAAAAGUGUAAAAAGGAUGUUAACAAAAAAGUUAAACCCAAAGGUAAAUCUUCAAAAAUGAAAAGCAAAACUGCUUCAGAUGAUCUUCCAAAAAGAAAAAGAAAAAAAGCUAAACUGCAUAAGAAAGAAAAGCUUUCCAAAAGUGACAAAAAAGAAAGUACACGUAAAACAAGAAAAAGCAGCAAAGCCAAACUAAAAAUGCUUUCAAACAAUAAAAUCAAACAUGAAAUUUCUGAUUCUAGAAAGGAAACAAAAUCUGAACGGUUAGAUCUUGAUCAAGACAAAGGAAAAAAACAGAUUGCCUCUGAUUGUGAAAAUGAAGACCAAAAUUCUAUGGAAUGUGACAGUAUGAAGAAGUUAGAACCAUCACUUUCAAAAGAAGAAUGUCAACUCAACCAAUGUACUGUCAUUAACAGCGAGCCAUCUUCUGCACUUAGCAAUGGUGUGGACAAACCAGAAUUGUCUACUUCGGAAGGCAUAUGUAAAUUGAACCUAUCUGUGCUUGAUAAUAAUAAACCUUCCUUUGUUGAGAGUGCUGAAACUGUGAAUUCCAUCAAUGAUAUUAAUGAAUCAGAGUUAUCCUCUUCAAAAGCUCCAUGCCAGUUAAAUCUAUCCACUGUGGAUAGUUUUGGCCAAUAUGAAAAUGAUCUUGGUAGCUCAUUAGAUGUAAUAAAUGAAACAGAAUUGCUCUGCCUUCAGGAAUCCUGUCAUUUUACCCAAGCUGUUACAAAUGAUAGAAGAAAUGAAUCUGAAAUGUCCAUAAAUAUGCCGACUAUUAUUUCUGAAUUGGAUGAUAGACAAAAUGAAUCUGUGACUGAAAUUCCUAAAAGUAUGCCAGUUCUAGUUCCAGAAUCACUUGAGAAUAAUGCAGAUGAUACUUCCUGUACUGUUGGCAUGGCAACAGUUGCUGAUUUAAUACAAUCUGAAGGAAAGGAUUGCCAAGCUGAUAAAUUAAUAAUGAAUUCCAAUGACUAUUUUACCACAGUUGAAAAUUACCUUUUAGAUGAAAGAAACCUUUGUGAUGCUUCAUGUUCUACAAACUGUGAAAAGGCAUCAGAAGCAAUACAAACAGUAGAAAAGCAGUUUGACGAAAAAAGUUGCCAAACUGAUGAGCUAAUUAUGAAUUCUAAUGAAUAUUUUAUGACUGCUGGAAAUAAUAUUUUGCAUGAAGAAAACCAAAUCAAUGCUUCAUGUUCUGAAAACGAUGCAAAUGCAUUGUCAAUCAGUGAGGUAGGUUUUAAUUCAUAA